GUUAUAUGCCUCUGACGCUGACAGGAAGGUCUUCGGGCCCCAGGAGGUGGGGAUCAUUUCAGCAGUGAGGUUCCCUCCUGUCCCAGGAAAGCUGUGCCUGACCUGUGGAAGCUGCGGGUGAGCCAUGCCACCUGCUGGGGUUGCCUCCUCCCCGGCUCUGGACAUCCGGGGUGGCACCUGGGGCCCCAAGGAGGUGCAUGAGGUGACAAUCUUAGGAGCCGUUGGCUUGGCAGCUCUGUGCUGGGUGGCUUCUUGCUUGUAAAUGAUUCUGUCAGAAAUAUCUAAAGCAAUGCUCUUCAGGCCUUUGACGCCCACCCAAAAAAGAUUAAAGUAGAUUCUUCAUCAGCUAUUUUAAUAACACCUAAGGAUUAUGCAAUCUUUUGGAAAAUCAAAUCCGCUUCUCCCCCUACCGUAUGUGUGUGUGUGUGUGUCCCUAUGUGGGCACGCACUGAAAUGGGGCUGAUGCCUGGGGUCUGUUUAAUAUUCAGCAGGACGUGUCCUUUGCUCCCCAGGGCUAUGUAACGCACAGUGCCAGGGGAAGCUGGAGGGAAGGAAGGAGAGCCCACCCGCCAAUGGCUGUGCCUUCCUGCUCUUUAGAGAGAGCCCUGACUUUGCCACCUUUGUCUCCCCUUUCUUUAAAGAACGUGUCUUCAAAAGACAAACCCUAUAAGGCCUAGUCUCUGACGCACGUGCAAAAUAGACUCUCAGUAAAUGUGGCCAGAGGCACCUGCUCUGCCAGGUUCAAAGUGGGUCACCCUCAUUCCCAGCCGUGGUUCCCUUACUCCCCAGAUUCCUCCGUGGGUUCCAGCCAGCUUAUUGCCCAAACGGGCCUUUGGUCUUCUCAACUCCAGGAUCGUUACUCAUGCCUGCCCCUGCUUCCUUCCUCGAAGUCAAUCCAAAUUGACUGAUCCUUCAAGGCCCCUGUUAAAAAGUCAACUCUUUCAUGGAGGCCUUUCCUGACCACCUCCUCCCCAACCCCAAACCACAUUGAUCCCUUUUGGUCCAGUGGAACGUGUCCAAGAUGGCGCCCCCCGCCCUCACCAGUCAACAACACUCCAGGUGCAAUGGUGUUACUGUAGCCAGAACUACCCGUCCCCACACUCCGUGGUUCCAGGUUUGCAGGCUUGGUCCGUUACCAUUUUCAUCACUCCCUUCUCUCCCUUGCCCGCCUACUAAAAGCCACCAUUUAACUCCCUUCCCGUUCCACUGCUGGGUCUGAGAAAAAGAAGCUGACCCCUUGCUGGAAUUGUGUCUCAAGUAAGAACAUUCACUGUGUUUUGGUUGAUAGCGGCAUUUCUCCGGCCGAGGGCUGUGAGGAUGUAUGGAGUAUCUGUCUGCAAAGUGCUCAGAAGCCUCGCAGGGUGUGGAAGUGUGACACAAAAGUGACUCAUCCUCACCAUCAUCCUCGUGUGUGCCAGGCCCUGCGUGUGCCGGGAGGUACUGGGAACAAAGAGGAGUUCGGCUGGCAGACCCCUCAUGAGCAGAGAAAGGUGUGAUCGCCCUGCCCCCGACCCCCUGGUGUCCUCGAGAAUGAAGGCCAUUGGAGUUCUCGUGGUCUUUGCCUUCUGCCUGAUGGCCCCUGCCCACACCAGCUUCUGGCAAUUUCAGAAGAUGGUCAAACUCAUCACGGGACGGAGUGCCUUCUUCUCGUAUUACGGAUAUGGCUGCUACUGUGGCCUUGGGGGCAAAGGGACCCCCGUGGACGACACAGACAGAUGCUGCCUGGCGCAUGAUUGCUGCUACGGGAAGCUAAAGCAGUUUGGUUGCCAGCCCGUGCUGAACAGCUACGAAUUCCACAUUGCCAACGGGACCGUGGCCUGUCAAUGUGCCCUUGACCCCAGCGUCAGCUGCCUCUGUGGGCUGCGGGCAUGUGAGUGUGACAGGCAGUCUGCCUACUGCUUCCGAGAGAGCCUGCCCACCUACGAGAAAAACUUCAAGCCGUUCUUCUCCAGCCGGCCCCGCUGUGGCAGGCAUAAGCUCCAGUGCUAGGCAGCCAUGGGCCUCCUCAUGGGUCAGCAUGGGAUCCAAGGUCACCUGUCCUUCCUGAAGCCUUCUCAUGCCAUCCUCAGGAGGCUCUAGUUCCGCAGUCACCCUUCAGGACAUGGCCUCGGGUACACCUUUGUCACUCGACCCCAGAAAGCAGCUGAUCAGCAACGUAAAAGAUAAAAUCCUGGCAUGCUAUGGAGGGAGCCCCUGCAUAUAGACACAAAUAAAUAACACUUUCCAAUAGUCAUAUGGGCUCAGAAGCAAUCAACUGGUGGUAGGAUAGAGAGCUAUUCUGAACCCCAACCCAGGAAUUUCUAGAAGGGGAAGAGGAUGCAGGAUCUACCCUAAGUUCUCCCUCCGCCCUGAUCCCCAAAUCAGGAUGCAGGGUGGACUUGGGAACGGGUCAUGCAACCCACAUCCAGGUGUGGGCAAAGCAGGGAUCUUGCAAAACACAGUCUUGGCACACAGCCAAGGAUCUGAGAGCUGCACUUGGACUUCGCUUCUCCUCUGUUCCGGUUCUGCUCUCCAAAAUCCCUCAGGUAGGAAAGAUUAAUGUCAUUUCCAUCUCUCCGGAGAUAGAGCAUGAAGAUAUCCACACCCACCAUUGCCACAUGGGUGUCCCAGGAAAAUGUCACAGAGAUGGAGAAAGGACCUGGAAGGGGGCAUCAGAGGGACCCAAAAUUUCUACCCAAAUCCAGAAGCUCCUAGUGCUAUCAGACUUAGAGUCUAAUGAACACCAAAGUGACCUGAGCUGAGCGGAUUCUGUUCUUUUUAAUGCCGCACUGUCAUGGCAAAAUGCACAAUUGGCCACAAUUGUCCUUAACCCCACUGCAUCCUUGCCUCUCGUGAAGGAAUGCGCAGCUUUGUCCAUCAAGAAGUAGAAUUUAUUUUUGCCAGUGGUUGAAUCUGAACUCUGCUCCGGCCCCGUGAGUUAUUUUGGUCAGUAGAAUGUAGUGGAACCUAAUGAUGGUCUGCCAGUUCCUGAGCCUGGGCCAAGGAGACCUGGUGCUCUACUCUCUCAGGAUGCCAGGCUCCGCCAAGAAGAAGCCUGGGCUGGCCCAAUGGCAGGUGGGAGCCAAAGUCCAUCAGCCCCACUGUGUCCACUCAGACACUGGACAUAUAAGAACUCUUGGCAAAGGUCAGCAAAACCUAUUCAUUGUUGACCAUGACCCACAAGAGAAGCUCUCUGGGACCAAAGAACACUUUCCGGCUGAGCCCAGGCUAAGUUGCCAUUUGCAGAAUUGUGAGCUGAAUAAAGG
This is a messenger RNA of Mustela erminea (ermine), 3245 nucleotides long. RefSeq names its product phospholipase A2 group IIC (gene PLA2G2C). The transcript is spliced from 7 exons. The record is from RefSeq and is a predicted model, not a curated record. Gene Ontology annotation, biological process: arachidonate secretion; positive regulation of fibroblast proliferation; lipid catabolic process. Lineage: Eukaryota; Metazoa; Chordata; Mammalia; Carnivora; Mustelidae. The coding region runs from base 1477 to 1989 and encodes 170 amino acids. Gene Ontology annotation, molecular function: calcium ion binding; signaling receptor binding; phospholipid binding.